UCCCUACCUGUGCCGAAGAGUAAUCAAUCUCGCAGAUCUUACACCAGAGACGGAAGAAAACCUUAUUCACGCACGCACCAAGUCACCUCUGAUCUCACCGCCGCGGAAGGGGAAUGGCCGCCGAGGAGGGAGCCGUUAUCGCGUGCCACACCAAGCAAGAGUUCGAUACCCACAUGGCCAAUGGCAAGGACACCGGCAAGCUGGUGAUCAUUGAUUUCACUGCUUCCUGGUGCGGUCCAUGUCGUGUCAUAGCCCCAGUCUUUGCUGAGUACGCCAAGAAGUUCCCUGGGGCCAUCUUCCUGAAGGUGGAUGUUGAUGAGCUGAAGGACGUCGCUGAAGCAUACAAUGUUGAGGCAAUGCCGACCUUCCUGUUUAUCAAGGACGGUGAGAAGGUGGACAGUGUUGUCGGUGGCAGGAAGGAUGACAUCCAUACCAAGAUAGUGGCCCUCAUGGGUUCUGCAUCCACCUAAGGGAAGAGUGAUUGCCCGGUUAUAUCAAUAAGAGCCAGCACCUGGUGUAAGUAGUUGUGACUGAACUUUAUGUUGAUUCAUUUUAGAGUUCAGACUUAAGAUAUGCACCGGUUGUUCUGAAUUACAGUGCCUAAUGUUUGCUACAGUUGCUAUUGUGAAGUUUGGAUAAUUAUUCUGUCUAAAUGUUAAUGGGAAGCCAAUAUGCCGCUGACGGGACGUAUCCGUUGAUAUGCUCUACGUUGUUGCAUGCUUAGAAUGAA
This is a messenger RNA of Hordeum vulgare subsp. vulgare (domesticated barley), 730 nucleotides long. Its product is annotated as thioredoxin H-type-like. The coding region runs from base 114 to 470 and encodes 118 amino acids. Lineage: Eukaryota; Viridiplantae; Streptophyta; Magnoliopsida; Poales; Poaceae. The transcript has 3 exons. Gene Ontology annotation, molecular function: protein-disulfide reductase activity. The record is from RefSeq and is a predicted model, not a curated record.